GCAACUUUAGUAUACUACUACUAUAUAUAUACUACUACUCUGUCAUUACUAGAAUAGAAUUAAUAAUAAAAAAAGAAUAAUAUAUAUUAUUACAAUUUCUUAUAUUAGAAUAGUGUUUAAAAACCUAAAAAAUAAUGACUUCGGCCACGGUACCACUACUUGAUGACGAUACAAUACCAUUUGGAGAGGAAGAUGAAAUGCAAGAUCCAAAUGCACUUGCUAAGAAAUACACACAUCCCUAUGUCACAUUCUUCCAUCUCUUCUUCCGGGGUGCUGCCGUUCUGAUUUAUAUGUUCUGUGGCUGGUUUAGCGAUUCUUUUAUAACCAGUUUUGUAUUUGUUGUGUUGUUUCUAUCGGCCGAUUUUUGGACAGUCAAAAAUAUUACUGGACGUUUAUUGGUAGGACUGCGCUGGUGGAAUUAUGUAGACGAUGAGGGGGUAUCACACUGGGUUUACGAAGCAAAAAAGGGAAAAGUUAAUAAUCACGAAGCUCGCAUAUUCUGGUUAGGCUUAAUACUGUGUCCAGUUUUCUGGGGCUUAUUUUUCAUUGUGGCCUUAUUUGGCCUAAAAUUCAGGUGGUUGCUGUUAGUUAUGAUUGCCUUAGCUUUAAAUGGAGCCAAUCUGUAUGGUUAUGUUAAAUGUAAUUUCGGAGCUAACAAGGAUUUAAAUUCCGCUGCAACAGACUUUGUUAAAACGCAAUUAUUUAAAAAUGCCAUGGAUAUUAUAACGAAACCAAGUGCUCAGCCACCAACGGCCCGUCCCACUGGAGUGGUAUAGAUCUUGGUUAGAUAACUUAAGCAUUCCUUUUUAAGUUCUUGUUUAAAAUUAAACGCAAUUAGUAUUUUGUUUUAUUUCAUUGUUUAUAAAAUAAUUUGUAGUCAAAAAAUAAAUCGUAACAAAAAUAUAAACAAAAUGUUUGUUUGUAUUUUUUUCUUUUUUAAGUUAAAAACUUGAAA
This is a messenger RNA of Calliphora vicina (urban bluebottle blowfly), 955 nucleotides long. RefSeq lists its product as uncharacterized. Gene Ontology annotation, biological process: protein secretion; vesicle-mediated transport. The transcript has 4 exons. NCBI's taxonomy places the organism in Eukaryota, Metazoa, Arthropoda, Insecta, Diptera, Calliphoridae. Bases 135 to 776 code for a protein of 213 amino acids. Gene Ontology annotation, cellular component: Golgi membrane. The record is from RefSeq and is a predicted model, not a curated record.